AGAGCUGGCGGUUGCUGUCAGCUGAUUCCCGGGGUUGGUGGCAGCGGCAGCCACGGAGAUGGACUUUCUCCUGGGGAACCCGUUCAGCUCUCCAGUGGGACAGCGCAUCGAGAAAGCUACAGAUGGCUCCCUGCAGAGUGAGGACUGGGCCCUCAACAUGGAGAUCUGCGACAUCAUCAACGAGACCGAGGAAGGCCCCAAAGAUGCCUUCCGAGCGGUGAAGAAGAGAAUCAUAGGCAAUAAGAACUUCCAUGAGGUGAUGCUUGCUCUCACGGUCUUGGAGACAUGCGUCAAGAACUGUGGGCACCGCUUCCAUGUGCUGGUGGCCAACCAGGACUUCGUGGAGGGUGUGCUGGUGAGGACCAUCCUGCCCAAGAACAACCCGCCCACCAUCGUGCACGACAAAGUGCUGACCCUCAUCCAGUCCUGGGCUGACGCGUUCCGCAGCUCGCCCGAUUUGACAGGUGUCGUCGCUGUCUACGAGGACCUGCGGAGGAAGGGCCUGGAGUUCCCCAUGACUGACCUGGACAUGCUAUCACCUAUCCACACACCCCAAAGGACUGUGUUCACCUCAGAAGCACCAUCAGGACACACCUCUCUGGGCACUGACCCCAGCCAGAGAGGAGAGUUGAGCCAGCACACUGCCCCUCUGCCCACCCCAACUGUACUCCCUGGCGAUACACCCAUAAUGCCAACCCCUGAGCAGGUAAGCAGACAAACCUUUGGCCAAACUGGGUCAGGAAGGGGCCCCUGUCAGCAUGAAAGUCACUGUGGAGCUGCUAGUUCAUCCUCCCAGCAGCACCGGGUAGGUAUUAUUCUUUCUGUCUUAGAGAUGAGGCUCAGAGUCACACAGCUUAUCAGCUGGGAUUCAAGCUUACAUCUGUCUGACCCCUGGCAGGCAUUGUCCUAUACCUCAGCUGUUUUCCAAACUGCCCUCCAUGGAGCCUUCCGGGAAGCACUGUGGAGAGGAACUGCCCAGCAGACGGCCCUUCCACCACAGCAGCUCACUUUACUUGUUUGGUAACGUGCUCAGUUUCAUCUGAACUGAGGUUCUGGCAAAGACAGUUGUGAAACAUCUGCACAGAAAGUACAAGACAUAUUUGCAUUGCACCUUGCUGCUUCCCCCAAAGCCCCACGAAGAAGCUUUGAGGCUUGACAUGAGAUUCUAGGUCAGUUUUCCCAGCCCUGUGACUACCUCUGCAGUUACCUGCCUCAGACCAGGCAGCACACUGGCUGAGGCACUCUCUGACCUCAGUUUCCUCCUCCUGUAGCUGGCAAAGCAGUGACUGGUCCUGUAGUCGUAAGCUAUUUGUGGCAUGCAAGCCACUCUGCAUGCUGAGGUACUUGCAUGGCCAAGCCUGGUGACAGCUAGGUGCUUGGUCAUUUUAUAUGGUGCUGGCCUGCACACCAGGGAUGGCCACUUUCAAGGUGCUUCACAAACUGCAGAUCCAUGGUCAGCCAAGUGUAAAGAUUUAGCUGCUGAGUGUGCUAGAGGUGAAGACACAGAAACGCGAGGAAAUGAGGCGAGGCUUCACUUUUCAAGCAUUGUCCCACCAGCUGCUUAUGUGUUAUGUGGGCAUGGUCAUACCCUACUUGGAGAGAAAUUUCCAUCUUUG
Molecule: messenger RNA, 1616 nt
Organism: Castor canadensis (American beaver)
Lineage: Eukaryota; Metazoa; Chordata; Mammalia; Rodentia; Castoridae
Source: RefSeq, a predicted model, not a curated record